GGUCCGCGGAGGGAGCGGCUGGGCGGAGAAGCCUCCGGAUCGGGGGUGCCCCCUCUGCUCACUCCGACCCCGCCGCUCCUGCCCCCGGGGCCGCUCGCCCGGCGAGUCGCGGAGCAGCGGCAGGCGAGCGAUGAAGACGGGGAGACUCCGGGCGCGAGGAGGCGGGGCGGGGGAGGCCGGGAGAGCGCGCGGGCGGAGGCUGGCAGGGGGCGCUGGAGGCCGGAGCCUCCGGUGCGCUCCUCGCGCCCGAGGGUGCAGGAGGCUCUGAGCCGCGGCAGCAGCGCGAGCCUCCGGGGCACCGGCGGCGGCGGGGCUGCAAGUGGAGGCGCUGCCACCCCCGGGGGCGUCGCCGGCCUCGGCCCCUUUGUUCUCGCGCGCUCCCUCUCGCCGCCCACUCCCCUGCUGUCGCGCGGCGGCGGCGGCGGCUCCUCCCGCCCGAGGCGGUCGGGCUCGGCGCCGGGGGCCGGGGGCGGGGGGGAGCGCGCCAGCCGCCGGGAGUUGGGGGCGAUGGCGAAGCUCCGGGUGGCUUACGAGUACACGGAAGCCGAGGACAAGAGCAUCCGGCUCGGCUUGUUUCUCAUCAUCUCCGGCGUCGUGUCGCUCUUCAUCUUCGGCUUCUGCUGGCUCAGUCCCGCGCUGCAGGAUCUGCAAGCCACGGCGGCCAACUGCACGGUGCUGUCGGUGCAGCAGAUCGGCGAGGUGUUCGAGUGCACCUUCACCUGUGGCGCCGACUGCAGGGGCACCGCUCAGUACCCCUGCGUCCAGGUCUACGUGAACAACUCCGAGUCCAACUCCAGGGCGCUGCUGCACAGCGACGAGCACCAGCUCCUGACCAACCCCAAGUGCUCCUAUAUCCCUCCCUGUAAGAGAGAAAAUCAGAAGAACUUGGAAAGUGUCAUGAAUUGGCAACAGUACUGGAAAGAUGAGAUUGGUUCCCAGCCAUUUACUUGCUAUUUUAAUCAAUUUCAAAGACCAGACGACGUACUCCUGCAUCGCACACAUGAUGAGAUUGUCCUCCUGCAUUGCUUCCUCUGGCCCCUGGUGACAUUUGUGGUGGGCGUCCUUAUUGUGGUCCUGACCAUCUGUGCCAAGAGCCUGGCCGUCAAGGCAGAAGCCAUGAAGAAGCGCAAGUUCUCUUAGAGGGGAGUAGACAUGUGGAAAGCAAAGCACAGAAGUUGCACCCAUUGGCACACAUCUACCUGCAGAGCCUGUUCCCGGUGCAGGAGAUGGAAGGGGCUAUGAGAGGUCUCUGAGAGGCUCCCCCCUCAAUGGCAGCAGCAACAGGCACAACUGGAAGACUUAGAACCUCAUAGAUGAUAUUCUUUGUGUUGUAGCCAUGGCUAAAGGGUCAAGCUCUAGCUGUCUGGAGUAAAAUUCAGAAACUCUGAUAAAAUGUUAAUUUUUUGGAAAGUCUCAGUGUAUAAUUGUACAGUGUAGUAUACAAAUCAUGAUGAUUUAUGGUAUUUAAAAAUAUUAAACUAGAGUGAUCUGUG
Molecule: messenger RNA, 1493 nt
Organism: Myotis daubentonii (Daubenton's bat)
Lineage: Eukaryota; Metazoa; Chordata; Mammalia; Chiroptera; Vespertilionidae
Gene: KCNMB4
Product: potassium calcium-activated channel subfamily M regulatory beta subunit 4
Biological process (GO): potassium ion transport; detection of calcium ion
Cellular component (GO): voltage-gated potassium channel complex; membrane
Molecular function (GO): calcium-activated potassium channel activity; potassium channel regulator activity
Source: RefSeq, a predicted model, not a curated record